UCUACAAAAAAAGACAACUCAAACUCCUCUGUUUUCCCCUGUUUCUCCCCUGUUUCAUCUGUUCCAAAAUCCGCCAUUAAAAUGGCCUCCAUAAGCUUAGAAGAGCUUCACCUCUACCACGCCAUUGAUAGAGAGCUCUUCUCCCGUUUGAUGAUCAACCUCUCACGAGAUCCCGCCCAGUCUCUUCUAAUCAUUUCCCUUUGGCUAUGGCUCGAAGAACAGGGCUUCACCAAUUUCAUUUUCAAAAUCAUCCCUUUCCCCGACCACUUCAUCAAUUCCUUAGCUAAUGAAGCUCUUUUCUGUCUCAACUCACUCGUUUUCGAUUCCCGACACGGCGGUGGGCCCCACCCUACUCUCCUUCCGCCUGUCUUUCCGGCCACCUCCUUGGUGGCCGGAACAGAAAUCUCAGUUGUGUUGUUCAUACGAAACCGGUUCAGAGCAAUCAGUGGAGUUAAGUACUUUCUCACCAAUGUCUGUUCUCGGGUUUUUACUGACAUUUUGGAGACUGUGUUGGGAAGAACCGAUUCUCAAUCGGAUGCGGCUUUAGUGAUUAAUGGGUUUCCACAUCCGGUUUUUGGUUCGAUCACAAUUGUCCCUAAAUGUUUGAACCAUACUUUUCCGACCGGUCGGUUAUGGGAGUGGCGAAUGUCGGACGGCGGCAUAGUGGAAGACGACCGGACUCUGUUUCUGACAUUUUCGCGGGGGUUUCCGGUGUCGGCGGAGGAAAUAAAGGGGCUUUUUACAGAGGCGUUUGGGGAGUGCGUUGUGGGUAUUCAGAUGGAGUUGGUUCCGGUCGGCGAGCAGCCGCUGUACGCUCGAGUGGUGAUGAGUUCGGUGGUGGCGGUGGAUCGGAUCCUCGACGGGAAGCGAAUUGCUAAGUUUCGUACUAAUGGUAAGCAUAUUUGGGCUCGGAAAUAUGAACGGAGAUCGGAAUUAUUGACCGGAAAGUGAAGAACCCAUUUCGGAAAAACCGAAGAUCGUCGUGGGUUUUUAAUAAAAAUCCGAACUUUGUAGUUUAAUUUCAACUAUUUUGACGAAUUUCUUCGUGUUUUUUUGUUCUGUUUUUGUUGUGUUUCUUGUCGGCUUGAUUUACCACAAUGCUACACACUUCUGUCUCUCGGUUGA
This is a messenger RNA of Cucurbita moschata (crookneck pumpkin), 1125 nucleotides long. RefSeq lists its product as uncharacterized. The record is from RefSeq and is a predicted model, not a curated record. The coding region runs from base 82 to 951 and encodes 289 amino acids. Lineage: Eukaryota; Viridiplantae; Streptophyta; Magnoliopsida; Cucurbitales; Cucurbitaceae. The transcript has a single exon.